This is a messenger RNA of Staurois parvus, 2031 nucleotides long. The record is from the annotation of a GenBank genome assembly. NCBI's taxonomy places the organism in Eukaryota, Metazoa, Chordata, Amphibia, Anura, Ranidae.
AUGGCGAUGAUGCAGUUCAUUAGUAGUGGAUUGCCCAGAGUGUCAGUGCCUUCAACUAUCCAUUGUGACCAUUUGAUUGAGGCCCAGCUUGGUGGUGAUAAGGACCUUAAAAGAGCAAAGGAUAUAAACAAGGAAGUCUAUAACUUCUUGGCAACUUCUGGAGCAAAAUAUGGCGUUGGUUUUUGGAAACCAGGAUCAGGCAUCAUCCAUCAGAUUAUCCUGGAAAAUUAUGCCUAUCCUGGAGUGCUCCUGAUUGGUACAGAUUCUCAUACUCCAAAUGGAGGAGGCCUUGGGGGUAUUUGCAUUGGUGUUGGGGGUGCUGAUGCUGUGGAUGUCAUGGCUGGAAUUCCCUGGGAACUCAAAUGUCCCAAGGUCAUUGGUGUUAAAUUAACUGGAAAGCUAUCUGGCUGGUCUUCCCCAAAAGAUGUAAUUCUAAAAGUAGCCGGCAUUCUCACAGUGAAAGGUGGCACAGGAGCCAUUGUAGAGUACCAUGGUCCAGGAGUGGACUCUAUAUCCUGUACUGGUAUGGCCACCAUCUGUAACAUGGGAGCUGAGAUUGGAGCCACAACAUCUGUGUUCCCUUAUAACCAUCGGAUGAAAACUUAUUUAGAAAAAACAGGCCGCUCAGGAAUUGCAUCUUUGGCAGAGGAGUUCAGGAGUAACUUGGUACCAGAUGAAGGGUGUGAAUAUGAUCAGCUGAUUGAACUUAACCUGGAUGAGCUGAAGCCACACAUCAAUGGACCUUUCACCCCUGAUCUGGCAACACCUGUAUCUCAGGUGGGAGCUGUUGCAGAGCAGAAGGGAUGGCCUUUGGAUAUCAGAGUUGGUCUUAUUGGCAGCUGUACAAAUUCCAGUUAUGAAGAUAUGGGUCGGGCAGCAGCUGUAGCAAAGCAGGCUCUUGCGCAUGGUCUGAAGUGCAAAUCCAAGUUUACAAUCACUCCAGGUUCUGAGCAAAUCAGAGCCACCAUCGAAAGAGACGGUUAUGCUGAUGUCCUCCGUAAUGUUGGUGGUGUAGUACUUGCAAAUGCUUGUGGACCCUGUAUUGGUCAAUGGGACAGACAAGACAUUAAAAAGGGAGAGAAAAACACGAUUGUGACUUCAUACAACAGAAACUUCACUGGAAGAAAUGAUGCCAACCCUGAGACUCAUGCCUUUGUUACAUCUCCAGAGAUAGUCACAGCUUUGUCAAUUGCUGGAACCUUAAAAUUUGACCCAGAAAAAGACUUUCUUACUGGUGCUGAUGGAAAGAAGUUUAAGCUGGAGCCACCAGAUGCAGAUGAGCUGCCAAAAUCUAACUUCGACCCUGGUCAGGACACUUACCAGUACCCACCAAAGGAUGGGAGUUCUGAACGAGUUGAUGUGAGUCCCACCAGCCAGCGCCUGCAGCUUUUGGAGCCUUUUGACAAGUGGAAUGGAAAGGACUUAGAAAAUAUGCAGAUCCUCAUAAAGGUGAAGGGCAAGUGCACAACAGAUCAUAUUUCAGCUGCUGGGCCAUGGCUGAAAUUUAGGGGUCACCUGGACAACAUUUCGAACAACCUGCUGAUUGGUGCUAUCAACAUUGAAAACAACAAGGCAAACUGUGUAAAGAAUUGUGCUACCCAAGAGUAUGGACCUAUCCCUGACACUGCUCGUUAUUAUAAGGCAAAUGGAAUAAAAUGGGUGGUAGUUGGAGAUGAGAACUAUGGAGAGGGCUCUAGCAGAGAGCAUGCUGCCCUUGAACCACGACACUUAGGUGGCAGAGCCAUCAUUACAAAGAGCUUUGCAAGAAUUCAUGAAACGAACCUAAAGAAACAAGGGCUUCUGCCUCUCACCUUUUCUGACCCAGCAGACUAUGAGAGGAUUCACCCUGAGGACAAGAUUACACUUGCUGGUUUAAAGGACCUGGCACCAGGAAAGCCUCUCAAAUGCGUUAUCACCCAUCAGAAUGGUAGCCAAGAGACAAUCUCCUUAAAUCACACCUUCAAUGAAACACAGAUUGAGUGGUUCCAGGCUGGCAGUGCUCUCAACCGCAUGAAGGAGCUUCAGAAAUAA